GAAAUUCCGGUCGAGACUCACGCAACAGCAAACAUCAAGUCCCGUUCUCACCAACGUUGAUGUACUCUUCGCAACGUCACUUUGACUUUUACUGUGCGAUUCAGUUCGAUUGUUUUCUAUUUAUGCGACCGAAUGCCGUUUCAUUUUUUUAAGGUUUUUAAAGGUUGUUGGUGAAAAGUCGGUUGCAAAAAGAGCCUUGAGAUUCCGACGCGUCUGACGAAAACCUGAUUUUAAUCGAAGUUUGGAUGAGAAUUUUAAUUUUAAGCCUUUGCAGACUCGUGCGUUUCUUUCGAGAACCGUUUCGAUAAAAACAAACAAACAAACAAACACAUUUACACUAAAUACUUUGUUCUCUGUUUGCGCAAUUUCCAAUGGAUGACGCACACAUUUAUUUGAAAAUUUUAAUCGUCCCAAUGACAUAAAUCGAUCGUUCAAGUCAAUCAAUCAGUCAUUCGAUCAGUCAAAAUUCGCCGUCGACACAAAACCCUCCCAUCCACAUCCACAUCGAAAUUCUCAGUAUCAUCGUCUUCAUUCGGCAAAAAAUCAAAUAAGAGAAAAAGGAAAUGUCCGCCGGUAUCGGCAUCAACGGGUUCGGCCGCAUCGGUCGUACCGUCUUCCGCAUCUUGAUCGAGAAAGGACUGAGAAUCGGCGCCAUCAACGAUCCCUCCCUCACUCCCAAACAGCUCGCCUAUCUGCUCAAAUACGACUCCGUCCACGGCACGUUCGAGGAGAAGAUCCAAGUCACCGACGACGGUAUCGAAGUCAACUGCAAAAAUGUGACGCUCUGUUCGGAAAAGGAUCCCGACAAGAUUCCUUGGAAGGACUUCAAGGCGGACUAUGUGGUCGACGCAAGCGGCAAAUUCACCAAAGUGAAACAGGCCGGCAAGCACAAAGCCAAAAAGGUCCUAAUCUCGAGUCCUUCCAAAGAUGCCCCCAUGUACGUUUUGGGAGUGAACACAGAGAACUACGACCACAAAGCGAAGGUGGUUUCGAUGGCGUCGUGCACCACCAACGGUUUGGCCCCGCUCUUGAAAGUUUUGCACAAGACUUUUCACGUACAGGAAGGACUAAUGACGACGAUCCACUCGGCGACUCAGUCGCAAAACGUUUUGGACGGAAUCUCACGCAAAAACUGGCGUGUCGGAAGAUGUUCUCUCAACAACAUCAUUCCAACUUCCACAGGAGCUAGCAAAGCGAUAUUUAAGAUUUUCCCGGAACUGGAUGGAAAACUGAUGGGAAUGGCAUUUCGAGUGCCCGUUCCAAACGUGUCUUUGAUCGAUUUGUCCGUCCGAUUGACGAAGAGCUGUAAUUACGAAGACAUAAAAGGAUGCAUGAUGGAAGCGUCGCGGACGGCCAUGAAAGGCAUUCUCGGCUACACGGACGAACAGGUGGUCUCCUCAGAUUUAAUCGGCACGUGCCAUUCGGUCAUUUUCGAUGCCGACGCGAGUUCCAUGUUGAACAACAAGUUCGCCAAAAUAAUCGGAUGGUACGACAACGAAUACGGAUACUCCUGUAGGAUUGUCGAUUUCCUGCUCUUCAUGAUGGAGCAGGACGGUAAACGUAGAUGUUGAAGCUGUAUCAUGUCUCAUAUCUCAUUUUAAUAAAGUCGGACGUUCUCUAAAAAACAAACAAACAAGCAAACAAACACC
This is a messenger RNA of Aethina tumida (small hive beetle), 1649 nucleotides long. RefSeq names its product glyceraldehyde-3-phosphate dehydrogenase. The record is from RefSeq and is a predicted model, not a curated record. Gene Ontology annotation, biological process: glucose metabolic process. Bases 564 to 1571 code for a protein of 335 amino acids. The transcript has 3 exons. NCBI's taxonomy places the organism in Eukaryota, Metazoa, Arthropoda, Insecta, Coleoptera, Nitidulidae. Gene Ontology annotation, molecular function: NAD binding; oxidoreductase activity, acting on the aldehyde or oxo group of donors, NAD or NADP as acceptor; NADP binding.